GGCUCCCCACUGAGCAGGGAGCCCCAAUGCGGGGCUGGAUCCCAGGACCCUGGGAUCAUGAGCUGAGCUGAAAGCAGAAGCCUAAUGAUUGAGCCACCCAGGUGCCCCCUAAAUUGUUACUUUUUACAGAUAUUUUGGUUUUACUGAAAUUCACUUAUUUUCUCAACUGCCAUGAUUAUAUACAAAGUAAAAAUUUUCACUGUCUGUAUUUAUUUUCUGGCCAUUAUUGUUUUAUGAUUAUUACUUAAAAUGAUGAGCCACUCUACAUAUCCAAUACUCUAACCCCAGAUAAAAAUAGUAUGUCCCUUUCCUUUUUCGUUUGGUCUUAUUUGUGGUAUAAAUGGCAUUCAUUCAUUCAAAUAAUGAUGUAACUUCUGAUACUACAUGAUGUCACUAGUGACAUUACGUUGACAAAACAAGUCUCUGCCUUUAUGCAGUCAAAUGCUCUACCACUGAGCUAUACCCCCAGUCUCUGCCUUUAUGAAGCUUGCAUUCUGGUGGCAUAUAAACAGAAGGGGCUUUCAAAAAUAAACUUUUUAGCCCUAACACAGUGCCACUGCCAGGUAGAGGCUAGUACUUCCAGCUACUUCUGUUUUUCAUUAUAUUACUCCUUCCACUGAAAAAGAAAUCCAAGCCCAGCAGAUCAAGCUCCCAUCUACUUGGAAAAACUGGAAUCUGCUCUGAGAAAACUAUUAUGUUGGAAUGCAACAAAAUACCUCUAUUUGCCACAUAUAAAAAAAUUCCUCCCUCAAAGAAUAUAAGUACUAUGGUACUGUAACUGAGAUUCCAAACAAUUGUGUGAGGUAGCCAGGGAGAUAGCAUAAUUAGGGGGUAAGAGGAUGAGUUGCAGACUUAUGAUUUAAUCUCAGUUCUGUGACCCUCAAAAAACAACUUAAACUCUUUCUGAGUUUCCUCAUACGUAAAAUAUUAAUACUUAAAAUUAUUUCAUAUGAUUGCUGUGAGGAUUAAAAAUAUAUUUAAAGUAUUUAGUACAGUGUCUGCCAUAACAAACAAUAAAUGGUGACUAUUUUUUAUUAGCGAUAUUAUUCUUCGUCUGAUUUUAUAGAUAAGGAAAAUGAAGUUUAGGAAAGUUGAGGCCUAAGGAUUCACAGCUAUAAAACAGGCAACACUCUGAACCCUAAUCUUCUCCAAAAUCCUUCUUUCAGUUUUAUGACAGUGCGCAUUAAGGCAGACGGAAAGUAAAUUGGAUCAUUGUCAGAAUAUUACUAACUCUAGCAAGUUUAUUUCAGCUGAAGCUUAUAAGGUUAUCACUUAACCUAUGUACCAUUAUCAAAUAUUCUUAUAUUAUGAAAUAAGUAUGUUAUCAUAUGCUGUUAAUGAGCAUCUUCAUUAAAAAAUAACAAGCGCUAUUUCCUGCUUUUCCUCCCCUUGGUUCAUUUAUUUUAAGCUUCGCCUUACUUUAAGUCUAACUUGAUCUCUAACCAUUUGCUACAAGAAGGUUUCCUAAAGUCUUCCACAAACAUUUUGUUAUUUACCCUGAAACAGAGUACAGAGAGCAAGGUCGGCAUUACACUUGGUUUACACAUGAGAUAACAAACCUAGCAAGGUUAAAUGCCUAGAUCCAGGCCACAAAAGUAGUUAGUCCGAUUCUAAACCGUAUGCUAAGAUUAUUAUCGUCUAGGCUUCUUAAAGUUAAGAAAGGGUAGGUGAGAAGUUCCUGGUCAUCACACUCAAGGGAAGUAAUACUUAAAUAUGAAAAGUUAUCACCUUACACAGUUGAAAAGGCGGCAAGGCACGGGAACUCUGGUUAACACUGUCAUUUUUAAGUAACGUGGACUGGUCCUGAAGAGAUGUAUAAAGAUAGGGCUCAUUCAAAAGAAGGGUUUCAUAGCAAACCCGAGCCCAGUAAAACGCCGCACUGCCUGCAGAUGCCACACAAAACACGGGCCUCCCACGUGUCUUUCAGGAAAUGCACAGAACACGAGGGAUUAGGGAGGCCAAGGAGGGGCUGGGAGAGGUAGGAACAGCAUGUUGGGCUUUCCCGGGUGACUGAGGACGCGCGAGGGCUGGGGCGGGAUGAAGGGAACUCGCGGAGCACCUGGCGGGCACCGACGGCUGAGAACAAGUCUGGAAGCAGCAUGGGGGAGGCUUUCAUCGUGGGAGCGCGCUUCCCGCGGGCCCCACCCUGUGGAGCUCCCCAGCGGAUUUGCUCCUCCGGUUCCAGUGGGGGUGGAGGAGGUGAGCGCGCGGAAAAGAAAUGCAGAAAGUACGCGAGCCGCUAGUGUAGGGACAGGUGGGCGCGGGUCAAAGUCCGAGUUUUGCGAGUCUAGGGCCUGGCCGCAGCCGCGAGGCCUCCGAGCCGCCGUAGCCCCGCCCCUCGCGCGUGGCGCCCAUGACGCUAGGCGCGCGGGCCGCGCUCCUUACAGAGGUCGCUCUCGUCGAACGGUCGGCCUUGCUGCGCCUGCGUGAUCGGGAGGGGAAGUGAGGCGGUUUCUUCGGCGCCUUUUCCGGCGGUGGCGGCGGCGGCAGCGGCAGUGCUGGGAGGAGGAGGUGGAGGCCAGAGGGAGCCCGCGCUCAGGGCGGCGGCUGGAGGCGGCGCUCCGAGUUCCCGCGAGGAUCAAUGACCUGACGAGGCGCCGGAGCCGCGCUGACUCUCGGGUGGCCUGGGUCGGUGGUGAACCCGGUGCUCGUGGACCGGCGGGCGGGCCGGAGGGCCUCGGUCUCCCGCGGCGGAGUGAGGAGAAGGCGGAGGAGCGGGAACCGCGGCGGCGCUCGCGCGGCGCUUGCGGGGGGAAGGGCAGUUCCGGGCCGGGCCGCGCCUCAGCAGGGCGGCGGCUCUCCCGGCGCAGACGCAGGGCCCCGGCGGCAGCGGCGACUGGAGGAUUCAAGUUGUGCGGUCGGUGAUGCCCGAGUGAGUGGCGAGCCCGGGCCUCUGCCCCGAGGAGGCAACUCCCACGCAGGCCGCACGGGCGCCCUCGCGGCUGGGAGGCUUCGUUUCGGUUUCGCGGCGGCUGCGGCGUAGUUGGCUGAGGGGACCCGGGACACCUGAAUGCCCCCGGCCCCGGCUCCUCCGACGCGAUGGGGAAGGUGCUAUCCAAGAUCUUCGGGAACAAGGAAAUGCGGAUCCUCAUGUUGGGCCUGGACGCGGCCGGCAAAACAACAAUCCUGUACAAGUUGAAGCUGGGCCAGUCGGUGACCACCAUUCCCACAGUGGGUUUCAACGUGGAGACGGUGACUUACAAAAACGUCAAGUUCAACGUAUGGGAUGUGGGCGGGCAGGACAAGAUCCGGCCGCUCUGGCGGCAUUACUACACCGGGACCCAGGGUCUGAUCUUCGUAGUGGACUGCGCCGACCGCGACCGCAUCGACGAGGCCCGCCAGGAGCUGCAUCGCAUUAUCAAUGACCGGGAGAUGAGGGACGCCAUAAUCCUCAUCUUCGCCAACAAACAGGACCUGCCUGAUGCCAUGAAACCCCACGAGAUCCAGGAGAAACUGGGCCUGACCCGGAUUCGGGACAGGAACUGGUAUGUGCAGCCCUCCUGUGCCACCUCAGGGGAUGGACUCUAUGAGGGGCUCACAUGGUUAACCUCUAACUACAAAUCUUAAUGAGCAUAUUCUCCACCUGUCCCCCCGGAAGGAGAGAAAUCAAAAACCCAUUCAUAGGAUUAUCGCCACCAUCACCUCUUUCAAUUGCCACUUUCUCUUCUUUUGAAUUUGAACUCUGGAGUUACUGUUCUACGGUUGGGGAGGGGGGGGGUUAGGGGUUUCCUUUUUUUGUUUCUCUUUCUUUGUUUUUUCUUUUUUUUCCCCUCUUUUUCUUUCUGCUUUGCGUUAGGAUGCUCUGAUCUGACAGUUGACAUGAACACAGUGCUAGAUGCUCUUAUUGACUUCCAGCAAAUCGGAUGGGGGAAAUAUAGCAGUUUUUGGUAAAGUCCUUUAUAAUAAUGGUUUGAUUUUUUUAUUUCGAGAGAAUCUUUUUUGCAAUGUAUGCUUUUUUUCCUUUUUGCCCGGUUUCCUUAUCACUUGCUGUAGAUGGCUUAUUUUGCAUUCAUGCAGACUAUGUUGCAAGUCUGUUUCAUCUAGUAAACUGAAAAUUAUUGCUUAAUCAAACUGCCGUUUGUCUUUUAUAUUUAAGGCCCUUACCCCUCCCUUAUGAGUUUUACCUUUAACUUAGUAAGUUCAAAUGUGACCUUUUAUAUCUAAGACCAGUAUAGUAAACUUAGCCUACAGUGGCAAAUAAUGAGUAAUAUCAUUGUAAUAUGUUCCAGUUGCACAUCACUAUGUUAAACAGGUAAUGUAAGAAGUUCUUUGAAAUGUCAGCUAUUAAGUUCUGAAACAUACAUCAUGCAUGAGUAGGGAUAAAACUCAAGUUCCUUAUUACAUAGCUAACUUACACUGCAUAAAAAGAUGAAAGUGUAACCCAUCAACACGGAUUUUUUUCACUGCAAAGUUAGCAACUUUGCUGUGCUUUCCCUCUUUUUUAACUUUAAAAAGUAGACUCUUUCCAGAAAAUGGAGCAAUAAUGGUGUAUGCCACACACAGAUGAGAUAUCUGUAGAUAUUUUAAGUGACUUUGGGGCAAAACUGGAAUAUAUACUUUUACCACAUUUCAAAUGUCUAAAACCAAUAAUUUAAAAAUUACUAGAAUGUUUACUUUGUUCAUUAAUAAAGCAUUUAACAAUUCAAAUUAUAUACACCUACCUAGUUGGAAAAACACACAUUCCUGUUUUCACAUUAGAGCAACUGAUUAAGCUGAAGAUGGAAGUCUUUUUUGUAGAUGAGUGAUCCACAUCUCCAUUAAUUAGAACACUGGAAAAGAUGUUUUAUAAAAAAGAUAUUUAAUUCUGUUUGAUUGUAGGAUUAACUCACAAAUAGAUAUUCUGUUGGUUCAUUAAUACACUAUCUCCUUAAAGGAAGGAAAUGUGAUGAAUGAAUGAUGUGUAGACUUGAGAAAUGACAAUUAAAGGGGAAGUAGGAUGAAGAAAAAGAACCUACAGAUGACAAUGAAUGUAAACUUAUUUUUCUUCAAGGGUAAGCAGUGUGCUCACUGGUGAUAUCCAGAUCCUAGCAAGAUUACUUGCUUAGCUUGUUGGGACUGGUAACUAGAUUAUUGAGACCACUAUGAUGAUACUUUGAACCAAAUGUUAAUGCUUGAUACAGAAUUGUGAGCAGCAUCUGGUUCUCAUAUAGCCUUAAGGAUUAAUUUUAGAGAUCCUCAAGGAAUUAAACGUAGGGAAUUUAAGAAACGUAGACUGCAAAGGCAGUAUACAGGAAAAGGUGGAGUGGGUUUUAUUCAUGAGGGUGUCUGAAAACUAAAAUGGAGCGGGAUAUCAUGGUACAUAGUUGGACAGUAUUGGUCCUUCGUGCUUUGGCCAUAUUGUGUAAUGGAGCUUUUACCAAAGAUGUAUGAGAAGCAUAAGGCUAUAAAAAGUUAACUAUUGAAAGUAAAACUCUUGACACAUUUUACUUAAAGCAGAUGAGAAAAGGUGCUAUGUUGUAGGCUCCUGAUGGUGCAGAGGGAUUUUUGAAUUCAAAAUGCAACUAAGGUAUAAAGUUCUGUUUUGCUUUAGAAGGAUCUCUAGAAAUGAAGCUGACAGACACAUCCGAGAACAUUUUAGUUGCUUUUAAAAAAUUCCCGAAGCUCCACCAUAAAUUUAAUUCUUAGUGUUUUAAAUGAUUGCAUUUUAAGGUACAUAAACAUGGGUUAUACAAAUAUCGAUGCUAUAGUAACAUCUUUAGACAAGCACAAAGGUGUAAAUGCCUAAACUGGAGGAAACUUGAAACCCUCAUCUUAAUUCCUAAAUGUAGUAUUUCUAACUUGUGACAGACAGAUUGAUAGGCAGCCAUUUUUUUGUGUUUUAAAAUAACUGGGAGCAUAGUUAAAAUUUUAUACAUCAAGUGAUUGCUAUUGAAUGUUGCAGGUGAGAUGUGGUUACUUUUAGUUUAUUUGAAAUGUCUAAUUGAAGGGGGGAGGGGGGAGCAAAUAUUUGAAAUUUGGAAAACCCUAAACUUUUUGGUAAGAAAUUGUAAUUUUCAUUUACAUUUUCUUUAAGGAUACAAAAGGUUGAUAAUUGAUGUAGUUAAAUUGAACCAUAACUAUUGGUGAUCAUGGGGCAGGUAAUUGGAGCCUGCAGAAAAAGUUAUUAUCUAGGAAUUUAAAAAAUAAGAUCCUGAAGUUUAUGUUUAAUUGCAUCAAUUUCUGUAUUUAUGUGAAUUUAUAAACUGCAGUAAGUUUUGAAUGAGGUUAAUCUUGUCUAAUAUAAGUAAAUGAGUCUGUAGACUGUGAUCUCCCCAAACUAAAAAGUACAGUACUUGGAAUUGUGUUCUUUAUGGUUGUAGUGUUGGUAAAGCACUAAUAUGCAGAAAAUAAAGGAAUUACACAGUGCA
This is a messenger RNA of Zalophus californianus (California sea lion), 6347 nucleotides long. RefSeq names its product ADP ribosylation factor 6 (gene ARF6). The transcript is spliced from 2 exons. Gene Ontology annotation, cellular component: cytoplasm. The coding region runs from base 3040 to 3567 and encodes 175 amino acids. Gene Ontology annotation, molecular function: GTPase activity; GTP binding. Lineage: Eukaryota; Metazoa; Chordata; Mammalia; Carnivora; Otariidae. The record is from RefSeq and is a predicted model, not a curated record. Gene Ontology annotation, biological process: vesicle-mediated transport; intracellular protein transport.